Messenger RNA from Daucus carota subsp. sativus, 1636 nucleotides. Its product is annotated as F-box protein At1g10780. The record is from RefSeq and is a predicted model, not a curated record. The transcript has 4 exons. Lineage: Eukaryota; Viridiplantae; Streptophyta; Magnoliopsida; Apiales; Apiaceae. The coding region runs from base 174 to 1430 and encodes 418 amino acids. Gene Ontology annotation, molecular function: protein binding.
AACCAAAACAAAAAUUUCAUUUCCCCUCUCUCAUUCCUUUUGAAAUUUGAAAAACCCUGCGGAGAGAGCAUCUAAAAUACUCUCAUAUAAUCUCAUUCACACCCAACGCCGCAUCCGAAAAAAUAAAAUCAUCUAUCUCCUCUUGUGCUGUAGGCCACCAGAUUUCUGAUUGAAUGGAUGACCUUCCUGAUGCUCUUGUCCAAUACAUUACAUCGUACAUGAGCAAUGCCAAGGAUGUGGCAUGUUGUAAAUGUGUCUCGAAGAGGUGGAAGGACUCGAUGCCAUAUCUGAAGAGCCUAUACUUUCCUCGGAACAUUUUUGAUAACCUCACAGCAGGAAACACACCUGAUGGCGUUAUAAUGCAGAUGGUGUCUUCAGUUUGUCAACUAGAGACACUUGUUGUUUAUUGUCCUUUCACGAGUGUCGGCCUUGAUUCAUGGCUAUCAGUACAAGGAUCAUUUCUGAAGAAUCUUGAGCUUCGUAUGGACAGUCUUGGAGACCAAUCCUUUACUGAACCCCCCUCUAAGUUGGAUUGUUUAAGGGCUGCAUCGAAUGUGGAAUCACUUAGGCUUUGGGGUGUUUUAAUGAUACAAUCCCCCAAUUGGGAUUCUUUUGUGAAGCUGAGGAAUCUUGAAAUUGUUGGUGCAAAAUUGGAGGAUCCUGCAUUGGCAGAUUUACUCAAGGCAUGUCCCAACUUGACAGACCUUUCUUUAAUUGGUUGUGAGGGAUUGAGGUCUGUCUCUAUCGAGCUUCCACAGCUGCAACAGUGCAAGCUCGAUUUUUAUGGUUUUGGUGAUUGUUCACUUUCUCUUACUUCUCCCAGACUUGAAUCCCUUGAGGUUCAAGGUUGUGGCUGGCUUCGGGUUCCUGAGACCAAAUUUUUGAGGACCCUCUGUAUUGCCAACAAUGCUGGGAGAGUUUACAUGAUUGAUUUUGGAAAGUUUUCUGCCCUCGAGUCCUUGUCCAUUAGAGGGGUGCAAUGGUGCUGGAAUGCAGUAAGUAAAGUACUCCAACAGGCAAGUGAAGUAAAAGAUCUUUACAUGAAGGUGGAAUUUACCGGUGAUCAUGAGGCUCUUCUUCCCUUCCCAGAGAUCGACUUUGUUGAAUUCUUCAAUAAUCAUCAGAAGUUGCAGAAAUUUGACAUUCAUGGUGCAAUGUUUGCUGCUCUCUGCCAGAAGAACAGCCUAAGACAUAUUGAUUCAACUUUUGUAAUUCCAUGUUUGGAGGAGGUGGUGGUCACAGUCAGAUCCCCACUUAAUGCAGAACAGAAAAUGAGCACUCUCGAGUCUUUGCUCAAGUAUGGAAAGAAUCUAAAGAAGAUGACUAUAAAGAUUCUUCAGAUGAAGAGCAAUCACAGUAGUGCAGAUGACUUUUUUGAAGAGAUUUGCAGGUUCAGAUACAUGAAUCGCCAGAUUAUUUCCAUAGAAUAAACAAAUAUACAAACCUUUUUAGAUCUCAUAAUUUCCCCAUUAGAAAUCAUUGCUUUGGUUCCUAUUUCUCUAAAUUGUAGAGAUAUAGACAAAUUUUAGAACAUUUUGCCCAUUAGAAAUAUUUGCUUUGUUUCCUUUCUCUAGAUUGGUAGAGAUAUAGACAAAUAUUAGAACCUUUCUAGAUCUAAUGAUUUACACAUUGGAAA